This is a messenger RNA of Botrytis byssoidea, 252 nucleotides long. RefSeq lists its product as uncharacterized. The transcript has a single exon. Bases 1 to 252 code for a protein of 83 amino acids. Lineage: Eukaryota; Fungi; Ascomycota; Leotiomycetes; Helotiales; Sclerotiniaceae. The record is from RefSeq and is a predicted model, not a curated record.
AUGGCCGAGGCUCUUGGUAUCGCCUCGAGUAUUGCUGGUUUGGUAUCACUGGCUGAUACUGUUGUUCGGCUGGGUUACAAAUAUAUCAGAGAUGUCAAAGAUGCUGAAAGAUCUGUCCAAAAUCUCGUCAAAGAAGUCAACAGUCUUUCUGGCGUGCUUCACAGUCUUGAAAAUGUGGCACAGGCACUGGAAGCGCAAGAUACCUUAGGGCAUAACUCCAGCAAGAUAAAGCGUUUAUAUCUUGUCAAGUAA